AUGUUGUACGCACAGAGCAAAGGGACGUACUAUGUGCAGUUGGAGGACGACAUAGUUGCAAAGUCUGACUACUUGUCGUCGAUGAAUUCGUUCGUGCAGAAGCAGGAGGAGUCCGGGACCUGGCUCUACCUCGAGUUCUCUCAUCUGGGAUUCAUAGGGAAAAUGUUCCGGACCCGAGAUCUCCCGAUGAUCGUGGCCUUCUUCCUGAUGUUCCACCGAGACAAACCUGUGGACUGGCUCCUGGACCACAUCCUGUGGGUCAAGAUGUGUAACCCAGAGAAGGACCCUGUAAGUCGGAGGAGGAGGUCAGAGGAGGAGUUCAGAGGAGGAGGUCAGAGGAGGAGGACAGAGGAGGAGGAGAGAGGAGGAGGAGGACAGGAGGAGGAGGUCAGAGGAGGAGGUCAGAGGAGGAGGUCAGAGGAGGAGGACAGGAGGAGGAGGUCAGAGGAGGAGGUCAGAGGAGGAGGUCAGAGGAGGAGGACAGAGGAGGAGGAGAGAGGAGGAGGAGGACAGGAGGAGGAGGUCAGAGGAGGAGGUCAGAGGAGGAGGUCAGAGGAGGAGGACAGGAGGAGGAGGUCAGAGGAGGAGGUCAGAGGAGGAGGUCAGAGGAGGAGGUCAGAGGAGGAGGACAGGAGGAGGAGGUCAGAGGAGGAGGACAGGAGGAGGAGGUCAGAGGAGGAGGUCAGAGGAGGAGGUCAGAGGAGGAGGUCAGAGGAGGAGGUCAGAGGAGGAGGACAGAGGAGGAGGUCAGAGGAGGAGGUCAGAGGAGGAGGUCAGAGGAGGAGGACAGAGGAGGCGGUCAGAGGAGGAGGAGGACAGGAGGAGGAGGUCAGAGGAGGAGGACAGAGGAGGAGGACAGAGGAGGAGGAGGACAGAGGAGGAGGAGGACAGAGGAGGAGGAGGACAGGAGGAGGAGGUCAGAGGAGGACAGAGGAGGAGGUCAGAGGAGGAGGAGGACAGGAGGAGGAGGACAGGAGGAGGAGGUCAGAGGAGGAGGACAGAGGAGGAGGAGGUCAGAGGAGGAGGUCAGAGGAGGAGGACAGAGGGGGAGGACAGGAGGAGGAGGUCAGAGGAGGAGGACAGAGGAGGAGGACAGGAGGAGGUCAGGAGGAGGAGGACAGGAGGAGGUCAGAGGAGGAGGUCAGGAGGAGGACAGAGGAGGAGGACAGAGGAGGAGGAGGACAGGAGGAGGAGGUCAGAGGAGGUCAGAAGAGGAGGACAGAGGAAGAGGACAGAGGAGGAGGAGGAAAGGAGGAGGAGGACAGGAGGAGGAGGUCAGAGGAGGAGGACAGAGGAGGAGGUCAGAGGAGGAGGAGGACAGGAGGAGGAGGACAGGAGGAGGAGGACAGAGGAGGAGGACAGAGGAGGAGGUCAGAGGAGGAGGACAGAGGAGGAGGACAGAGGAGGAGGACAGGAGGAGGAGGACGGGGAGGUCAGAGGAGGAGGUCAGGAGGAGGAGGACAGGAGGAGGUCAGAGGAGGAGGUCAGGAGGAGGACAGAGGACAGAGGAGGAGGACAGAGGAGGACAGAGGAGGAGGUCAGAGGAGGAGGUCAGAGGAGGACAGAGGAGGAGGUCAGAGGAGGAGGACAGAGGAGGAGGUCAGAGGAGGAGGACAGAGGAGGAGGUCAGAGGAGGAGGACAGAGGAGGAGGACAGAGGAGGAGGACAGAGGAGGAGGUCAGAGGAGGAGAACAGAGAAAGAAGUCAGAGGAGGAGGACAGUCUCUCUGUUUUGAUAGUGUCAGUCUUAAUGGUGUCUGUCUUGAUGGUGAAUGUCUUGUUGGUGUCUGUGUUAAUGGUGUCUGUGUUGAUGGUGUCUGUCCUGAUGGUCUCUGGCUUGAUGGUGUCUGUCAUGAUGGUGACUCUGUUGAUGGUGUCUGUAGGCCUGCCGCGAUAG
Knipowitschia caucasica is the source of this 1896-nucleotide messenger RNA. NCBI's taxonomy places the organism in Eukaryota, Metazoa, Chordata, Actinopteri, Gobiiformes, Gobiidae. The record is from the annotation of a GenBank genome assembly.